AUGUCAUCGGGCGGAGCAGGAGAGGAGGGCGGGUCGAGUGAAGAGGACUACCAGGAAUGUUAGUGUGAGCGGAGGCGGCGGCGGCGCACCUGGGAAAUUACAAGAAGAAGAACCCCGAGCUGUUGCGUUUUUAAUGGAAGUCGUUCCGACGAAGACCAUGCACUGAGUUUGAACUGCGGAUCGAAGCAGAGAAAAAUGUACACUACAGAGCGCAGGCGAAUGAGCCUGCACGAGCUGAAGAGGAAAGAUCCAGUUUGGGUGUCCGCGGGAAGUUUGUGGCAGGACGCUCUGGCGAUAGAGCUGAGCGCCAGCAGCUCGGGUAAACAGAUCGUAUCUCCUCGGAGUCGGACCAGAGCUGUAUCCGUGGCAUAUAUUGUGAACGAGGACGCGUCCGUGCCGCAGACUGAGGAGAACUUAUCGCUGAAAUGUCUGAAGGAAGCCUGCGCGGACGUGCACGCCGUGUUCAAAAGCAUUUCAUUUGAUAGAAUAUCACUGGGGACCACUGACAUCCUGGAUAGUUUCUACAAUGCAGAUGUGGCAGUGGUUGAGAUGAGUGACACUUUCUGCCAGCCUUCCCUCUUCUAUCACCUCGGAGUGAGAGAAAGUUUCAGCAUGACCAAUAACAUUAUUCUGUACUGUUACAAGCAAGAUAGUGAUCUGCAGGCUACCAAGGAGCAGUGUGGAAGUUACACAUUCAUCCCUUAUGUAGUGUCGCCUCAAGGCAAAGUGUUUGCCUGUGAUGCCACAAUAAUGACUGGUAUCAAAGAGUUGAUGCAGCCUAGUUUCCAGCUGGAGCCUCUGCUUACUCCGCUGGUGGAAAGACUGGUGCAUCUGCUGAGCAAUGUACACAUCCAGUCCAGUGAGUACUUCCGGGAGUCAAUCAGGCAUGAGAUUCGUAUGGCACGGGAGCGAUUCAGCGGCCAAGCCCUGAGUGAAGAGCUGAGCCACAUCCAGAAACGCCUGGACAGUGUAGAGCUGCUCACCCCGGAUAUAGUUAUGAAUCUGAUACUGUCCUACAGGGACAUUCAGGACUACGAUGCCAUAAUCAAACUGGUGGAGACUCUGAACCACCUCCCCAUGUGUUUGGUAGCAAGACAUCAGAAUAUCCAGUUUCACUACAUAUUUGCCCUUAACAGGAGGAAUCAACCUGGAGAUCGCACCAAGGCUUUGGAGGCAAUUUUGCCUAUUGUGGAGACGGGGCACAAGGUAGCAUCAGAUGUCUACUGCCUGUGUGGACGGAUCUACAAAGACAUGUUCAUGAGCUCUGGGUUCACUGAUCACUACAGCAGAGAUCAGGCCUGCUAUUGGUAUGGAAAAGCUUUUGAGACAGAGCCAACUCUUCACUCUGGUAUCAAUAAUGUUGUCCUCCUGAUGGCAGCUGGCCAUGAGUUUGACACUUCUAUUGAGCUGCGCAAACUAGGUGUGACUCUAAGCACCCUGCUUGGUAGGAAGGGUAGCCUGGAGAAGAUGAGGGACUACUGGGAUGUCGGCUUCUUCCUCGGAGCAAACAUUUUAGCUAACGAACACAGGAAAGUCAUUGAGGCCUCUGAGAAACUCUACAGGCUCAAGGCUCCUAUCUGGUAUGUGGCAUCCAUUAUGGAAACGUAUAUCCUGUACCGUCAGUUUGCCAAACUGCCUGAGGUGGCGUCUCUUAAACAGGACACCGUGGACUUCUGGAUGGAGCUGCUAUUGCAGACCUGUAAACCCACCGUCUCCACAGACCGCUGCCCAGUGCUCAUUCUGGAGCCCAGUAAAGUCUUUCAACCAGCUAUUGUGUGUGUGAGUGAGGAGGACGAAAGUCGCACUGUCCAGUUGAAGCACGUCACGCCCUUAAAGAAAGGCUUACACCAGUGGACUUUCCCAGCCUCUGAAAUCCGUGGUGUGAGUGCUUCAAAGAUUGAUGAGCGGAGCUGCUUCCUAUACGUCCACUAUAACUCAGAUGAUUUCCAGCUCUGCUUCCCCUCUGAGCUUCACUGUCAAGGUUUCUGCGAGCUGGUGAACUCUCUGCUUCAGCAGGCUGAAGACUCUGCUCAGGACCUGGAACAUCUAACUGGAGGAAUAUUAGAGUACAUCUACGAGACAAAUGAGAAUGGCGACAAGGUGGUUUUGGGUAAAGGAACAUAUGGGGUGGUCUACGCCGGUAGGGACCUGAGCAACCAAGUACGAAUCGCCAUCAAAGAGAUCCCCGAGAAGGACAGCACGUACUCCCAGCCUCUUCAUGAGGAGAUAGCUCUGCACAAGAGGCUAAAACACAGGAAUAUUGUCCAGUACCUGGGCUCUGUCAGUCAGGAUGGUUUCAUUAAGAUCUUCAUGGAGGAAGUUCCAGGAGGCAGUUUGUCAUCCCUCCUGCGCUCCAAAUGGGGUCCUCUGAAAGACAAUGAAGCCACCAUCAUCUUCUACACCAAACAGAUCCUUGAGGGGCUCAAAUACCUUCAUGACAAUCAGAUAGUCCACAGAGACAUUAAGGGCGACAAUGUAUUGAUCAACACAUAUAGUGGAGUCCUGAAGAUCUCUGACUUUGGAACCUCCAAACGGUUAGCAGGGAUUAACCCUUGUACUGAGACCUUCACUGGAACUCUCCAGUAUAUGGCCCCAGAGAUUAUAGACCAAGGGCCUCGGGGUUAUGGGAAGCCGGCUGAUAUCUGGUCCCUAGGGUGCACUAUUAUAGAAAUGGCAACAGGCAAAACACCCUUCCAUGAGCUGGGAAGUCCUCAGGCAGCUAUGUUCAAGGUGGGCAUGUUUAAGAUCCACCCCAGAGUUCCAGAGUGCAUGUCAGAAGAAGCGAAGGGCUUCAUCAUGAACUGUUUCGUGCCAAACCCGGAUGACAGAGCCACAGCGGCAGAGCUGCUGAUGGACACCUUCCUCAGGUCGUCUCCCAAGAAGAAGGCCAAGGCUCCGCAGGAAUCAGAACCUAAAGACUCCCUUUCUGCAGACUAUCAACGCAGCCUGUCUGUGCCUAUCUCCAUCCAUGUGGAGGACGCUGAUUCAUACUCGGAUUCAAUUGACCUGUCCUGCUCCCUGGACUUCAGGAGGCCUCAGUCCGCCUGUUUAGGAAUUGAAGUCUCAGAGAACCCACCUAGCACCAGCAGCUUCCUGCUAAUACCAGAGGACUCUCCCUCAGAAAUGAGCAGUCCAGCCGCAACAGAGGAGAACAUUGGCCUUUUUAUGCUGAGAAAGGACAGUGAGAGGAGAGCCACCCUGCACCGGGUCCUCACUGAUUAUAUCAGUCAUGUCAUCUCUAAUUUACAGGAGUCGGUGCCUCAGUACGGCAAGGGAUCAUCGCUCACUGCAGACCACAUCACCAAGCUCAUCUGUUGCUUGCGAGACAACAUCCGCUCCCCGGAUAGGAAGCAGCUGACCAGUGAGCUGCUGGACCUCCGAGCCAUUCUGCUUGCUGCCUCAGUGCCUAUGAACAGCCUGCAGGCAGUGCUGUUCAGCUUUCAAGAUGCAGUGAAGAGGGUGUUAAAGCAACAGCGAGUGAAACCUCAUUGGAUGUUUGCUCUGGACAAUCUGCUGAGACAGGCAGUACAGGAAGCCAUCACUGUGCUCCUACCAGAGCUGAAACUCCAGCUGCAGUCCUCAUUCGAGAUUGACGACAGCAUGCCCGAGGAGCAGUCUGCUGACCCAGACACUCCUGUGGUUCCUGUGUCUGACCAGCUGGGGGCGCCAGCAGACCUACAGCAGGCUGAAUCCACAAACGAGAUCACGCCUACAGCUGACCCCCAAUCUCCUACAGACCUUGUCCUCAAUACCAGCUGUCCCCUCAGUGAGAAACUGAGAGAUCUACGACUAGAGACCAGAAGACUGCUGAGUCAGCUGAAUGAGAAGGAGAGAGAGUACCAGGAGCUACUGAGGACCUCUGUCCAGAGGAAACAGGAACAGAUAGAUGCAUUGAGGAAAGCAGCCGACACUGAAGAUGGUGAGCUAGCUUCACAGAAAAGCUCUAACCCAGAGGUGAAGGCUUUGGUGCGCUGGCUCAAGUCUAUCCCUAUAGAUCAAGACACCAUUGAUAAGUUGCUCUCUCAUGACUUCACCUUGGACUGUCUCCUCUACAUGGCCUCCAGAGAUGAUUUGAUAUAUUGUGGUAUAAGAGGCGGCAUGCUGUGUCGAAUCUGGGCAGCCAUCACAGCUCGCAGGAAGACACAGCUCAGCACGCACAAUGAGGACAGCGAGGACACUCUUCUUUAAUGGCUGCUGAUGUUGUACAUCAAAGGACAGAUUUAUUGACAGGCUGGUCCUGUGUUAUCUGGAGGAGGAGAGGCAGUGGUGAACAUAACUGACUUGCAGGGAACUGAUGUAAAGCAGAAUAGAUUUUGAACUUUGCUUAACUGUGAAUGUAUUUUUUUGUAAAGAUACUGACCACUUCUUCCAGUUUUUGUCUUCACUUUAAAGCUAGAUCUUGCCAGCAUUAUUUUUUUUUACCUUUUCUCAGGGCUUUGGCAAGGGGGACUAUAAUAAUGCCUUUAUAAAAAGCUGCCUAGUGGAGUAUUGAUUUGUCUGCAAACAAAGUAGUUGUGAUGCCUUUUGAUGACUCCGUUUUUUAGAAAACUUAGCAGAAUGUAAGUUAUUAAGGGUGUGCUGUAUUUAUACUUAAUGUCUCUGCAUUCUUGGGAGAAUUAUUUCUACUAUAUAUCCUGUUAAAACUCAGUCACGUAAUAAACGGGACCUUUGAACCUCUCAGCCUGCCUUGUUAGCCGCAUGCAACCAAUUUGUUUGCAACAGGGAGAGAGGGGUUUUGUGAGGGAGUGACAUAGGCUGGAAGAAGUGAUGAGGUGGUGAACAGUCUUUAAAUUCCACAUGUGUUUCCUCAUCUGUUUUCACAAUGUUGACAUCUCCUUAGAAACAGUGUCAUGGACUUUGCGUGUAUGUCUGUGUCUCAGUCUGUUUUAUGUGUAGGUUUUAUUGUUAAGCUACUUUUCUGAGUAGGUCUACUGUUUUGGAUUUUUUUUUUUUUUUUUUUUUUUCUGAUAAAUCAUUUUGUCUGGUCCUCACCUCUGCAAGGUAGGAGAGAGGUGUUAAAAUUUGGAUUUAGACUUUGAAGUUGGGUUUGAGUAAUAUUAGAAAUGGAAAUACAAGGAGGAAGGCAAAAGUUAGGAUCAGAAUAUUAUGGAAUUAAUGUCAUAGGUGAAAACUUCUCACAAGUAUAAGAAGACAUUUGAGCAUACAUCUGAUUUGUUUUUUCCUUUUUCCUUUCCUUGUUAUUUCCUUGUAUUCUCAGUGUCAUCAGAUCAAAGGAUGUUCAUUAUUUUGAUAAGUUGCACAGAGACUUGUUAAAUGCCAUAUGCAUGUCAGCUCCAGUGCUCUGUCAACAGGGAUAUGACUUCAUUAAGAGACUGGGCUUGGCUCCUAACUAGGGCACUCACUGAUAUAAGUAAUGCCUUAUUCAGUAUUUGGUUUUGAACAAUUGGCUGUAACUGUAAUAGCAACAGAUGUGUUCAUAUUGCUUUUCCAUGGCCUUCUGUGACCCUGCCUGUGGUGUGUGUGUGUGUGUGUGUGUAUAUAUGUAUGUAUGUAUGUACAUACACAUAUAUACACACAACAGCAACCCCUUCUGUAACAUUUCCCCUUCCUUCAUCUUUAUCAUUCAGCAUCAUAAUGUCCAGAAAAACUUUCCAUCCCCUGAUUAGGCCUCAGUGAAAAUCACAGUCUUUGAUUUAUCUCCACAAUCAGAUCAGAAGGUAGAAGGCCAAUAAAUCAAACUAGACAUCUUCCUCCUCUGUCCUUGGAUAGUGUCAGAAGGAAAAUGAAUACUCAGAUUUUAUCAACCAAAUUCAAUUUGGUGUCAUCCUGUCCUCUCAUUCCACUCCCCUGCUCCCCUAUUAUUUGUGGAAUAAAUUAGUAUUGUGAUAAAUACACACAGAAACAUUCUCUUGAUAUUUGAUAUAUAUAAAAAGCUGCCCCGUCUACCCAAUGAGAGCUACAUUCUCACAGGUUUUCUAUCUAACCUACAGCAGAUACUGUCACUGAUUACUUCCUCCUCUGAUUAAAGCUGCUGAUAAAUGAGAUUGUAGUACUGUUUGGCUGAACUGAACUGUGUCAAUGUGGCUCUCUGUUUCUUUAAUGUAAACUGACAUAAAGUAGCUGUUUGACAAACUAAUGCUAGUGUGCCACAUUUUCUGAGUCACAGUGCCUUACAGCUACAACACAGGCAGCAGCUGUCACCGCAAACUCAUUUCUUAUUACAGAUAAUUGAAUGUAAUGUAAGUGCAACCCCGAGUCUCCCUUUUUCUAAUAAGCUUUGUAACACAAUAGCAUUACGACUGUCCAGCUAAUUUGAUGCAAACUGUUUGCUUUGAUCAGACAUAAUUGUGGAGUCAGUGUCAACUGGCCCAUGUGGGAGAAUUUAUCUGUUUACAGUGGAGAGAGCUAACAGUCAAGGUUACAGUUUCUUAUUGUUCACACUGACAAUAUCGCCUUUGUCCUGAAGCUUGCGUCUCUUUUCUUGUCAUCAGCAUGAUAGACUUUUUGUUUCUAGUUGCAAUCUCUAGUUCUCCUGUGGUGUGUAAGGAAAUCAUGUUGGUACUGUAGUAAAUUUUCCUCUGUU
Messenger RNA from Lates calcarifer (barramundi perch), 6544 nucleotides. Its product is annotated as mitogen-activated protein kinase kinase kinase 5. Gene Ontology annotation, biological process: MAPK cascade; protein phosphorylation; cellular response to stress. The record is from RefSeq and is a predicted model, not a curated record. The transcript is spliced from 28 exons. Bases 196 to 4188 code for a protein of 1330 amino acids. Gene Ontology annotation, molecular function: ATP binding; MAP kinase kinase kinase activity. Lineage: Eukaryota; Metazoa; Chordata; Actinopteri; Centropomidae.